Pestalotiopsis fici W106-1 is the source of this 1533-nucleotide messenger RNA. RefSeq lists its product as uncharacterized. Lineage: Eukaryota; Fungi; Ascomycota; Sordariomycetes; Amphisphaeriales; Sporocadaceae. The coding region runs from base 1 to 1533 and encodes 510 amino acids. The transcript is spliced from 2 exons. Gene Ontology annotation, molecular function: protein serine/threonine kinase activity; ATP binding. Gene Ontology annotation, biological process: peptidyl-threonine phosphorylation; peptidyl-serine phosphorylation. The record is from RefSeq and is a predicted model, not a curated record.
AUGGCAACCCAGUCAUUUCCAUUGGCUGUCAAAUUGAAGGAGUUCACCAAAUGCUACCAUGGGCUAGGCUCGGAGUUUCUGCCACGGGACGCGUUGCAGAACCUCGUUAAUGAAGAGAACGUUAGAUCCAUGCUGGGAAUCCAAGACGGAACUUGGUCCAGGGCAUGUCAAACGCAAAACCACCUAACAGAGCUAAGUCUUGUCAGACUCAUAACAGAGGAAGCCAGGGCAAUCUUCGCCAUCCUCGUCAUCCUCAAGCAGUCCGUACUCACAGAGAAUCUCUUGAUAGAAGAAGGAUUGCGAGAUGAACACUUGCCACUGUCAAUCGAUCAUGAAUAUUCCUAUUGUACCUCUUACGACGGGCAAAGAAAAAUACCGUUCGUAAAUUGUCCACAAGAGGAUUUGGUGGAGUUCGUGAAUCAUAAGCAAUGGUUUUUCCUCGCACCAGUUCUCAAGGCCAACGGAGAGACUAUUAAGCUUCAUGAGAAGUGUCCCUUGCCAUUCAUUGAUGAUAAUGAUGAGGACCCCUCCAGGGGCGGUGGUGGUUUGGUGUACAGGGCACGAGUACAUCCAGCGCAUCAGGAAGGAUUUGAGGUGGAGACGACUGAACUCAGAGUUGCUGUCAAGGAGUUCCACAGAAAAGAGUUGUUUCAACAAGAGAAUAAGAUCCUCCAGCAAAUCAAAGACUUGAGGCAUGCUCACGUCAUCCGUCAUCUGAUGAGUAUUGAAAGUGGGGAGAGAAAGGCAUACAGCAUAUUCCCAUGGACUGACGGCGGGACCUUGCAGGACUUUUGGCGAACGCCAAUGAAGGAGCUUACUCAGGAGCAUGUGCUGUGGGCAUUGCAACAGAUGCAUGGUCUCGUCUCUGCACUCCAGGCCCUCCACGCAGUCUUCAAAUGUCGGCAUGGGGACCUUAAGCCACAAAACAUUCUCUGCUUCGGUAAAGACGACAAGAUUACCUUCAAGAUAGCAGAUUUCGGCAUUUCGAAAAUUCACGAUAUGCCCACAAUGUACCGAAAGGUGGCCACAACGAAUCUUGCAUUCACAGCUUCUUAUCAGGGCCCAGAGAUAGAAUUUGAAAGAGCAGCCCCCAAUGACCAGCAACCAAGAUCCAGGAAGUAUGACAUCUGGUCACUAGGGUGUGUCUUUCUGGAGUUCUCCGUCUGGUUGCUACAUGGCCCAGAAGCCAUGGCAGAGUUUGACAUUGCACGAGAAACAAGUGGCUCAUCGCUAUAUGAAGUCACGGACAGAGAGCAGAAGCAGGCCAGAGUCCACCACUUGGCUAAUGGGACGGUCGAUGCCCUCUUGAAUGAUCCAAGGUGCACUGGAAGGACUGGACUAGCAGAGCUACUGAACAUCAUUGCAGACCGCAUGCUCAAAACAGACGUCAGUGAGCGAGCCUCGGCCGAUGAGAUUGUCAAUGCGAUCUCCGACAUGAUCAACAGGUACCAGCGAGGAGUGUUGUCGUUAUUCAACCCUCAUCCUGCAUCAGACAUACCGCAACUUCCAUUCGACAGAACCAGGCGGAAUUGA